This is a messenger RNA of Didymodactylos carnosus, 780 nucleotides long. NCBI's taxonomy places the organism in Eukaryota, Metazoa, Rotifera, Eurotatoria, Philodinida, Philodinidae. The record is from the annotation of a GenBank genome assembly.
AUGUCACUAUAUCGUAGUCGUACAUUCCGGCGUAAUCCUACCGUAGAACAAGAAAUAAAAAUAAUCGAUAAUCCAUUAGAGGGAGAAAAAGUAAAGCUUGUUCGAAGUAAAAGCGAACUUGUACAAAAAAAAAGUGAUAAACGAGAGAGAGUAACAAAAGACAAGCGUUUGAUCGAAGAUGAUUACCAAGCACCAUUGACUGCAUCACAUUUAAAACCACAUUCAAAAUGGUUAAUUGUUCGACAUAAUUUACAUCAUAUCCGUUGUAUGGGAGGUAGUGCUAAAGAUGAUAAAUUACCAGAUUUAUAUAAUGGUUUCCAAAUGAAACGAGAAUUAACACGUGCACAAGAAGCGAUUAAGAAUGUUGAUAACGAUAAAAAUUUUGCACCUGUUAAACGAUUUGGUUUGGCUGCUGAUAAAGACAAUGUAGUGAAAUUUUACAAUACAGCACAUGUAACAGACCAUGAUGCAUUAGUCUACGAUAAACUGGGUGGUGAACCGUUGUCUUUACAAAAUUUGUUAUAUUACUUUAGUAAACAAGACAUAAAAUACGGUACAAUUUAUUGGGAAUUUUUAAAUGAAGUUAAUCGGGUAUUAAAUAUGAAUCGAAAGCGUAUGGCUCGUGUUGCUAGAUUGCGAAAAUUAGCAUUGACGCUAUCUGUUAUUCUUUAUUCGAUUCUUGGCAUAAUGUUAUUAGCACUAAUUUUCGGUGUUAUUACUACAGCGACAAAGUUUAACGAUCCAGAAGUUCAAAUUGAUUUUAUCAAAUUCGAAGACUAA